AUGGGCGCUAAAAAUACGUUACAACAUCAAGAAAUAAGCCUUGGAAAAUGCGGAAUAGGUGAAAUUGAUGAUCACAUUCAAAUAACUCUGCCAUUAAUAAAUGAAGUAGUCAUAAACUCAAGAGCUUUAAAGCAUUCAGCAGACUUAUUUAAAGCCUCAGUUGGGCUAUCCUUGCCUUGGAUUUAUAAGUUAGCUCCUUGCUAGCCAUAUCGACUUUUCACAUCAUUUGCUUCACUCUAACCUUACUUGGCAAUCCGAUUACGCAGCCUGAAGGCAUGUGUUGCUCCCUCAGGACGAGGUCUUGCAUUCGUAGCCCGGACGCUGAGUUCCUGCACCUUACGUCAACAGAGCUGCACGAAAAUUAAAAUGUAAAAUUUUCUGGUUAGAGAAAUUGUUGCCAAAUACACAAUUCCUGGUAUCGAGUUAAGAAAAUGCUCAAUUGGCUAAACGAAUACUCUCUAGCCUUGCUAGGCUAUCCCUUUUCAACUUCCAAGCCCCAUCUUCCCUCAAGGUAAAACCUUGCCUGGAUGUGGCUUGCGGUCGGUCUACCUGACAUCUCGCUCCACCAGAUAAACUAAAACUGGACACUCUCACCGUACGCUACUCUCUCUUCCGCAAGGUCACAGACAUCCAUCUGGCUACAGGUGUUACGAGGACAGACUGAUUAACCAUUUUUAAGCAUCAGUUGGGCUAUCACAAAAAAAAGAAAGCAUGAUUUUCGAUACUACGCUGUUUAGGCCAAAUGCAGCAGUAUUUAUAUUUUAUACAGUAAAAAAAACUAUUUUUAUGAAUUAGUAAGGAUCCCCCCCUCAUUUGUCGAAUUUUCUAGUUUUUUUUUUCUAACUCCCCCCCCUCCGUGAGUGAACAAAACCAUUAGAAAAAUAUUUAUUUUUUGACCAAAAACCCACCCUCAGUGAACAAAAAACUUUUUAAUAGAAAAAUUUUUUAAGGAAAAAAAUUUGAUAUAUAAGUGAUAAUUAGUAUAAUGAAAUCUAGAGCUAAUUCUGUUUCAUUUUAAACAAAUUGCGUUUUAAAACAUAAAUUUUUAUUAAUUAAAUUAAUAUUUGCUUCCCAAUUUUUGCAUCCCAAUUUUUGCAAAUUAGGAUAUUUUUAAAUUACGAAAAAAAAAUUUUUUAUAAAAUUUAUAUAUAAAUUUUUUAAAAAAAAAAAAUUAAACCCCCUCCGUGAGUGAACAAAAUAUUUUGUUCACUCACGGGAGUGGGGGGGGAGUAAGAAACAAAAAAUUUCAGGACCUCAUUUGUCCCAAAAUCUAGUCAAAUUUAUGCUUAUUUGCUUUUCUGCAAGCUGCGAUGGAGAUUUUUCAAAAAUUAAUUUAAUUCAUUCAGAUGCAUUCCCUUAUAUUGAGUUGAAUAAAGAAUUGCUUACUCAUAACGUAUGCUAAAUAUGUUUUUAAUAUAUCAAAUUGUAUAUUUUUUUUAAAAAAAUGGUUUUUAGAAUAUUGGUGAGUUAAAGAUGAUUAUUGAAAUAUCUAUGAUAAUUGGCUCAAUUUCUGCACAGUGCUUAAAGAUGCUGACAUACUACUAACUCAACUUUCUCUUUAUUUAUAUCAUUUUAAAAAAUCUGAAUGCUACAAAUUAAUUAAUUUGCAAAAAUUUUUUAUAAUGAAAGUUGCAUUAUUAUUUAAUAGAAUUUUUGGCGAAUUUAUUAUAAUAGCUAUCACGGAUGUCAAAAUAAUUUUAUAAAAUCUUUAUGUUAGCCCUCAGGGUGGUUUUUGCCAUAAAUGAGGAUUUUUCCAAUAAUUAGUUGCUUAAGGAUGUAAAUAAAGAAGUAGAUGUAGAUGAAUUCGAGAAAAAAUUUAACCCAGAAAACUUACCUGGAUGGCAAAAAGCAAAACUGCUAGCUUGAUGCAUAUUUAAUGUUGGGAAACUAAAAAAGCUUAUGAACGUCGGAGAAGAAGUCCGGAGAAUUCGGGCUGAAAUACAGAUAAAGGAGAUACCAAGUUUUAUAAGUCAGAUAUUUGAAAAUGACCUUGAAAUAGUUUGUGAAGCUGGAAGAGAAGCUGUGCAUGAGGAUUUCCAUAAUCCAGAAGGAAUUUGCGAUAAAUUUUGGCCAAGAUUAAGAUCUGUUCCAAUAAUGCAUGAUGAAGAACUUUCUCAUCACAGUCAUCAUUAUAACCCAAGUAAUCAUUAA
This is a messenger RNA of Blepharisma stoltei, 2151 nucleotides long. NCBI's taxonomy places the organism in Eukaryota, Ciliophora, Heterotrichea, Heterotrichida, Blepharismidae. The record is from the annotation of a GenBank genome assembly.